AUGUCAUGGACCGGGGUGAAAAAAGCUAUCAAUAGAGCAGGCACGCAGGUGUUGGUGAAGGCUGGCCAGGUGGAUGUCACGGUAGAUACCGAGUUUGAGUUUGAGGAAAAACGGUACCGCACCAUGCAAUCGCACAGUCGCAAACUCCACUCGGAAUUAAAGUACUAUUUGGACACACUUCGACGGCUUGAAAGUGCCCAGCUAAGCGUCGCUAAGGCAUUGAGCUCAUUUUAUGGACAGCAGCAAGGAGAAAAACCCACGUCGUUGGCGCAGGAAUAUUAUACAGCUUUGGAAAAGACCCACGACGAAGUAGCCAAAGCAUUGGAGACGCCGUAUCACCAGACAGUGUUGAACCCUGUGGCGCGGUUCAACCUGUACUACAUAGAGAUUGACGAGGCUAUCAAGAAGCGGGAACACAAGAGGUUGGAUUACGAUGCAUUGCGAGCCAAAGUCCAGAAACUAAUAGACCGUCCCGACGAAGAAGAGAAACUCAAGGACACGGAACAGCAACUCGAUGGUUCUCGUGAAGUGUAUGAGAAGCUCAAUGAAGAGCUCAAGCAUGAACUUCCUCGGUUCACCAAUCUCCGCAUUCCGUUUUUCGAUCCUUCAUUCGAAGCAUUUGCCCGAUUACAAAUGCGUUACUUUCGAGAAAACUAUGAGUCGUUGGCCCAGUUGGAAACCAAGCUCGAUGCACAAACGCGGAAGGAUUACAUGGACGGAACGUUGGAUCUGCGGCUCGACCUGUGCUUGGCCAAGAUGCGAGAGUUACAGGCAUAG
Molecule: messenger RNA, 777 nt
Organism: Meyerozyma guilliermondii ATCC 6260
Lineage: Eukaryota; Fungi; Ascomycota; Pichiomycetes; Serinales; Debaryomycetaceae
Gene: RVS162
Product: Rvs162p
Exons: 1
Coding region: 1-777 (258 amino acids)
Biological process (GO): actin filament organization; actin cortical patch localization; endocytosis
Cellular component (GO): mating projection tip; Rvs161p-Rvs167p complex; actin cortical patch
Molecular function (GO): lipid binding; protein binding
Source: RefSeq, a predicted model, not a curated record